CAAAACGAAGACUAAAGACCAAAACAGAGCCAGCUCCCGUCCCCGCCGAAACAAGAACCCGCACCCAUUUGCGCAAAACACUCACAGCCCACAACACAAACAACAACAGCAACAACAACAACAACAACAACAACAACAUGCGUCUCAGCAGCGCCAUCCCCCUCACCGUCGUGCUCCUGUCAUCGGCCGUGCAAGCCAAUCCCAAUCCCAAUCCCCUCUUUGGCUUCGGUUCAGACGAUGACGACGGCGAAAGCGGUAAAGCCUCCGGCUCAGACCUGGUGAAACUGAUCAAUGAGCUGCCGCGUUGCAUAAUGCCAUGCCUCGUGAAAAUAGCAAGGAAGAACCAGUGUACGGCACCUGGAUCAAUCGCGGUAGGAACAGGAACAGGAACAGAAACAAGGGAUAUAGCAGAGGAAUCAUUGAACAGGCGCCAAGCCGGAAACGCCAACGCAGUCGCCCCUGGCGGUGGUCAAACGUUUAUCAACGUAAGAUGCGUGUGCGGCAACGGACUCGCGUCAAUGAUAGGUCUUCCCAGUCUUUUCACCGUGGUCGGCAUGUCCGACUGCCUCACAGACGACGUCAAGAACACCGACACAGACGCGACAGACUUGAGCUGCGGGCUCGUCAAGACCGGUAUCGCCGGCAUCAGAAUAUGCAGCGCUGCCAGCGAUGCUAACACGCAGCAAAUCACUGAAGCUGGAAACAUUCUCAAGGGGGUAUCUAACUUCCAGCUUAACCUCCAAACGGCCAAUCUGAAGAUUGACGGAACUGGGAAUGUCACGUCAAUUACUCGGAAGAUUACCAAUUCGCUGGGAAUCACGAAUACCAACGACCCGUCAGGAUCCACGGCGUCGUUCCGCUCCGUUCCACUUUCAAAGCGCGACUACGUCCUGACGGGGACGCUGGUCGUCUUCGUAGGCUAUGCUCUGGCUUUCAUGUGAAGCUCCAAGAUGUAAAAAAGACGGAAAAGUGGGAAGGGGCGCCUCAUUCUUUUUCUUAUCUUUUCUUUUUCCUUUGACUGCCCCUGCCU
Lasiosphaeria miniovina is the source of this 1030-nucleotide messenger RNA. RefSeq lists its product as uncharacterized. Lineage: Eukaryota; Fungi; Ascomycota; Sordariomycetes; Sordariales; Lasiosphaeriaceae. Bases 138 to 941 code for a protein of 267 amino acids. The record is from RefSeq and is a predicted model, not a curated record. The transcript has a single exon.